CGCAUAAGAAGCUCUUCAACUGAUCUUCCUGUCCGUUUUUCUCUCUCCUAAAUCGCCAUCUGUUUAUCUCUCUAAAUCUCUCUCCCUGCGAAACUACGUUCAGAUCGAGAAGGAGUUGAGGAGAGAGAAAGCUUUAUUUUUUCGUAGCUAUGGUGGAAACUCGGCGAAGUAGUUCUUCUUCGAAACGUCCUCUUGAUUCUCCUCUUCCUGCCUCCAAACGUUCCAAGGAAUCGGAGGCUUCGUCCUCAACGGAGGAGAAAUCGGUUUCGCAACAACCAUUUGAAGCUGUGGUAGCUAAUCAGUUGGAUUCGGAAUCUCGAGAUCUUCCUGAGGUUGGAUCCGCUGAUUUGCCGCCUACCGAUUCGAUUAAACCCUCAGAUUUGAACUUUCCUGAUAAAUUUCCCUCUGUUGAAGCUAAAGUGGCUUUAGAGGAUGCUGUGGUAGAUGAGAAAGAUACGAAGUCGGCGUUGAAGAGGCAACGCCUGAAGAAGAAUAUUAAGAGUGAGCAGCCUGCCUGGGCCCAGCUCAUUUCGCAGUUCUCUGAGAAUCCGCACGAGUUUGUACGUGGUUCGCAAUUCACUGUUGGUCAUGGCCGUCAGUGUGAUCUCUGGCUAAAUGAUCCUUCUAUUAGUAAAAUGUUAUGCAAACUUCAGCGCACAGAGCGAGGGGCUUCAUCUAUUAUCAAGUUAGAAAUUACAGGAGGAAAAGGUUCCGUGCAAGUGAAUGGCAAGGCCCAUCACAAGAGUUCCUCUCCUCUGACUCUAACUGGCGGUGAUGAGCUGAUCUUUGGUUCUGUUGGGAAAUAUGCUUAUAUAUUACAGCAACUUUCAAUGGACACUUUGGCGGCUCCUGGCUUACCAUCGUCGUUGGCCAUAUUAGAGGCCCAUAGCGCCCCAGAUACAGGCAAAGAUACCAAAGCAAGAGGAAGAGAUUCAUCUUCAUCUGCUGUUGCUGGAGCAUCAAUAUUGGCUUCACUGUCAACCUUUAGCAAGCGUCUUUCACGUCUUCCUCCUUCAAGAGGCAAUGAUGAGGACUCAGCUAUGGCUUCACUUUCUGGGGCAUCGGAUAAUGGUAUAUGUGAUGUUGACAUGAAUGAUAGCUUGGAGCUCGAGGACUAUCGUGAUGCUUCUUUGAAUCAGAAGGAAGUGUGUCCUGUGUCUGAUGAGAAUAUGAAUAUAGUUGAUGUGGCAAAGGAUACUGGCUUGAAUACUGAGGAAGGACUGGUCCCUGGCACAAAUAGUGAACUCAGGCCACUUUUGCAGCUGCUUGCAAGGUCAUCUACCUCUGAUUUUGAUUUCAGUGGCAGUCUUUCAAAAUUGUUGGAGGAGCAAAGACAACUUAGGGAAUUACUCAAGGAUCUUGAUCGCCCAACUUUAGUUUCAACCAGACGCCAAGCAUUUAAAGAUACUUUGCGCAAGGCGAUUCUUGCAGCUUGUGAUAUUGAUGUGUCCUUGGAGAGUUUCCCAUAUUAUUUAAGUGAGAAUACUAAGAAUUUAUUGGUCGCUGCCGCAUUCAUGCCCUUGAAGUGUAGCCAUAUGGUGAAGUUUGUGUCAGAUCUCUCUACUGUGAGCCCCAGGAUACUUUUAUCUGGACCUGCAGGUUCAGAGAUAUAUCAGGAAACUUUGGCAAAGGCCCUGGCCAAGCAUUUUAGUGCAAAACUUCUUGUAGUGGACAGUCUUCUUUUGCCUGGAUCAACUGUGAAGGAAGCUGAUUCUUCUAGAGAACAUUCGAGACCCGAGAAAGCUAGUAUUCAUGCAAAACGCUCAUCAGUUGUGGCUUCCUUACGACAUAAGAAACAAGCUUCAAGUGUUGAGGCGGACAUCACUAAUGGAUCUGCUCUUUUAGCUCAGCGUCUUCCAAAGCAAGAAGCAUCAACGGCAUCUUCAAAAAAAUACACUUUUAAAGAAGGUGAUAGAGUAAAAUUCGUAGGAUCAAUGCCUUCUGGGGUUCCACCGCUACUGCCGUUGAGGGGGCCUGCAUAUGGUAACCGAGGGAAGGUUGUCCUUGUCUUUAAGGAAAACCAGUCAUCAAAGAUUGGUGUCAGAUUUGACAAUUCCAUUCCUGAGGGAAACAAUCUUGGAGGCCGUUGUGAAACUGAUCAUGGUUUCUUUUGUGCAGGUGACCUGUUAUGCUUAGAAAAUUCAGGUGGUGAUGAUGCUGACAGACUUGCAGUGAAUGAAAUCUUUGAGGUUGCAAAAGAUGAAUGUAAAAAUGGCCCGAUGAUUUUGUACCUGAAAGAUAUGGAGAAGUGCAUGGCAGGGAAUCCUGACGCAUAUGGGGAACUAAAAAGCAAGCUUGAAAAUCUGCCCGAGAAAUUGAUUGUGAUUGCCUCCCACACUCAAGCAGAUAGCCGAAAAGAGAAGUCUCAUCCAGGUGGCUUACUGUUUACAAAAUUUGGCAGCAAUCACACAGCUCUGCUUGAUUUUGCUUUUCCGGACAAUUUUAAUCGAAUGAGUGAUAGAAAUAACAAGGAUACAUCCAAGACAAUGAAACAACUUACUCGUCUUUUCACAAACAGAGUCACCAUACAGAUGCCGCAGGACGAGAAUCUGCUGUUAGAGUGGAAGCAGAAGUUGGAGCGUGACACUGAAACUCUGAAAGCACAGUCAAAUAUCGUUAGCAUUCGAUCUGUAUUGACACGCGUUGGAAUAGAGUGUCAUGAUAUUGAGACGCUAUCAAUUAAGGAUCAAACGCUUUCAAGUGAAAAUGCGGACAAAGUAAUUGGCUGGGCUUUGACUCAUCACUUUAUGAAUGGUGCUGAAGCUUCACUAAGUGACUCUAAGGUCGUCAUAUCUAGCGAAAGUAUUAUGCACGGGCUUAAUAUAUUGCAUGGUGUGCAAAAUGAAACCAAAAGUACAAAGAAGUCAUUGAAGGAUGUAGCUACUGAGAAUGAAUUUGAAAAGAAGCUUCUGGUGGAUGUUAUUCCAGCUAGUGAAAUUGGAGUAACUUUUGACGACAUUGGAGCUUUGGAUAAUGUGAAAGAUACAUUGAAGGAACUAGUGAUGUUACCUCUUCAAAGGCCAGAGUUAUUCUCGAAAGGACAAUUAACGAAGCCUUGCAAGGGUAUACUAUUGUUUGGCCCCCCUGGUACUGGAAAAACUAUGCUUGCAAAAGCGGUCGCUACAGAGGCUGGUGCAAAUUUUAUCAACAUAUCAAUGUCUAGCAUCACAUCAAAGUGGUUUGGUGAAGGAGAGAAAUAUGUCAAAGCAGUGUUCUCACUAGCUAGCAAGAUAGCUCCGAGCGUUAUUUUUGUCGAUGAGGUUGACAGCAUGCUGGGAAGACGUGAGAAUCCUGGGGAACAUGAAGCUAUGAGAAAAAUGAAGAAUGAGUUUAUGGUGAACUGGGAUGGUUUGCGUACAAAGGAUAAAGAACGUGUGUUGGUGCUUGCUGCGACGAAUAGGCCUUUUGACCUGGAUGAAGCUGUUAUCAGGAGACUACCUCGAAGAUUGAUGGUCGGCCUGCCAGAUGUGGCUAACAGGCAGAAAAUUUUGAGUGUAAUUUUAGCCAAAGAAGAGCUGGCAGCUGAUGUUGAUCUGGCUGUGGUUGCAAAUAUGACAGAUGGAUACUCUGGAAGUGACUUGAAGAAUCUUUGUGUAACUGCAGCCUAUUGCCCCAUCCGAGAAAUAUUGGAGACGGAAAAGAAGGAAAAAGCUUUAGCGAUAGCUGAGAAUAGAUCACCUGUUCUAUACAGUGGUGACGAUGUUCGUCCUUUAAAUAUGAGUGACUUCAAGUAUGCGCAAGAACAGGUGUGUGCAAGCUUCUCAGCAGAAUCCACAAACAUGAGUGAGCUCGUGCAAUGGAACGAACUGUAUGGUGAAGGUGGAUCAAGGAAGAAAAGUUCCCUUAGCUAUUUCAUGUAGAUGUGGUUUUGUUUUAUAUAGUAAGAUCCAUAAUUUAAGUCCAGCAGGCCGCUCGAAUUUUCCCAUCAUUUAUUCCUUGGCCAACUGAAACUGACGUGGUGGCAAACUCUCAUAGGUCCGUGCUCCAAAGCCUCUUUGUAUCAUAUAUAGCCAGAAUCCCCCUUCCUCUUCGGCCAAAUGUAUAGUACAUCUCAAGUUAUAGGUUCUUCUUUUUUCCCCAGCAAUUUUUUUGGUUUUAAAAGCCACACCUAUUUGCUGUAUAUACUUUCCUAAGCAAUUUUAAUAAGCAACUCUUACAUUUUGUUUGUACAA
Beta vulgaris subsp. vulgaris (sugar beet) is the source of this 4172-nucleotide messenger RNA. RefSeq lists its product as hypothetical. NCBI's taxonomy places the organism in Eukaryota, Viridiplantae, Streptophyta, Magnoliopsida, Caryophyllales, Amaranthaceae. Gene Ontology annotation, molecular function: ATP binding; ATP hydrolysis activity; protein binding. The coding region runs from base 150 to 3860 and encodes 1236 amino acids. The transcript is spliced from 27 exons. Gene Ontology annotation, cellular component: mitochondrial outer membrane. The record is from RefSeq and is a predicted model, not a curated record.